Coniophora puteana RWD-64-598 SS2 is the source of this 2004-nucleotide messenger RNA. RefSeq lists its product as uncharacterized. NCBI's taxonomy places the organism in Eukaryota, Fungi, Basidiomycota, Agaricomycetes, Boletales, Coniophoraceae. The record is from RefSeq and is a predicted model, not a curated record. The transcript is spliced from 8 exons. Bases 653 to 1906 code for a protein of 417 amino acids.
UGCUCCUAACCAGAAGGUUGCUGAGCUGCGAAACCUUAUCAACACCAUCUGGUCGGCUACAUCAUGGCCGUCCAAUGUGCGAAGAUCGCGAAGCAAGCAAAGCGAUUAGUGCUAAGGCAGGCUAGGGCGCCCUAUCAACGGUCUUAUAUCAAUCUACGGCCUCCACAUACGGCUGUUUACCACGAUAAGCUGAUUAUGGUCAUCUUCUUGGAGCGAUCUCUACGUUCUCUUCAGGUGACGGUGUGAUAUGUAACUCCGACUACCUCGUUGCGGGACUUCGUAGGUCCGUUAUGGCUCAGACGCUCGCUCCCCUCUUCUUAUUAGACGCGGCCUCUUGAUAAUCUUGACGCCGUGCGUCUAGGAGACAACCCGAUGCGGAACAUGCCACAGCUUUUGAAGAGGGCGUCAUCACAUUACGCUACGAUUGAUGGCUCUGGUGUCAUGCAAUGUACGUAUUAACGGAAAGAGGACCGACGAGGACAGUGAAAAUAUAUAGAGCCACCUCACCGGGUCAGACUGAACGGAGCAAUCAGUGAAGAUCCUGUCCCAGAGUCCUACAUGUCCACAGACCCAAGCUUCCGGCACCAGGCGCAUAAAAGCCCAUCGUCCUCCCUCCCGAUAACUCUGACCUUAACACCUUUCUCGCUUCCCUAUGGCCGGCUCCCAAACCUCAAAGGGCUCCUCCAGUCGGUCUAGGAAACGUCGUAUUCAUGAACGGUCCUCUAGCCCUACGGAAAUCAGAGCGGGAUCCGCUUCACGAACUCCAUCAGAUAGAAUAGUAUCUUACGAUGCUAGGCAAGGUGAUGCUCGCCGUGGCAUUCAAUCAACAGGGCGGCCAACAUACAGCAGUAGUAGAGCGACGCUCCCUUCGUUGGCUUCUGCUUUCGCUUUGGAUCGUAACGACUAUCGUGACAGCGACGCACCUGCCUCAGAAGCAGGGGCAUUAAAUAGCUCAACCAGCGCUCAAGAUAUCAAUAGUGAUGUGCAAAGUAUCAACGAACCCAGGACCCCCACCAUGAAACCACAAUCUGGCACUGCCGCCAGUUUACAGGCGGAUAAUACGGACGAGUGGUUAAAAAAUCUCCCGAUGGAUAUCCCGAACUUGUAUAUAACACCAGAAAAACAGUCAGACUCAAGAUCUGUGCAGCAAAGACGAUUAGCGAUCGAACUUGCACCUGCUGGCGACCGCUGCCUACUUACCAAUGUCAGUGGGAAAUGCAUCCAUGGCUGUCACCUAGUUGCAAACUCCCAUUAUAAGAUAGAAAAAAAACAGAACUAUCCGUUAUCUAAGGCCUGGGGAGAUGAUUUCGAUAUCAAUAGCCGGUGGAACAUGUUUUUUUUACGGGCCGACAUCCAUAUUCUUUAUGACGGUUUUGAAUGGAUGCUGAUACCAAAGCCUGACACACUGAAGCGCAUUGUCGAAGUGUCGGGACAGCGGGGAAAGCCCGGAGCAAUAAGCAUAACCGAAGAGUUCGCGCCUCGCAAACAACGUCGCACAUAUGAGUACUACUUCCUACCGCAUCCAAAAAUGAGGGCGCCAAUCGAUCGUUACCACGUCACGACAGAGACUGUUCCGUCAACUUCAGAAGGUGGCCAGGAAACCCGAGAUUGUUAUGAGCACAGACAGUGCUUCACGUUCCCAUACUCUGACAUUCCACCCAUCGAGAGCCAUGUCCCCCCUCACCUAGUGAUAUUUGACGCUAUGCGCAAGUUCAUCCAUAUAGAUAACUUGAAGGAACAGGCCGCCCUGUACGAAUUACUUCAAAGUAUCCUUGAUUCUUAUCAUGGUCAUGAGGAUGGGAUACCCGAUGCAGCUAAAUACCUUGACACGAUGCGAAGGUUGUUCCUCCACGAUUGGAAGCUUCAAGUGUUCCUCAAGAAGAAGAAGGGGGAGGGGAAGGCAUGAGGUUGCGAGUUGCCUGGUCACUUUGUUGUAUGGCAUCGGGUGUCGAUGAACAUUUGUAAAGAAAAUGUCACCAUGUACUGGGAUCACAAGUCAGAAUG